Messenger RNA from Camponotus floridanus (Florida carpenter ant), 6149 nucleotides. Its product is annotated as receptor-type tyrosine-protein phosphatase delta. The transcript is spliced from 32 exons. NCBI's taxonomy places the organism in Eukaryota, Metazoa, Arthropoda, Insecta, Hymenoptera, Formicidae. Bases 171 to 6116 code for a protein of 1981 amino acids. The record is from RefSeq and is a predicted model, not a curated record. Gene Ontology annotation, biological process: protein dephosphorylation. Gene Ontology annotation, molecular function: protein binding; protein tyrosine phosphatase activity.
UUUGUUUAUAGGCAUUUCGUUCAAAUGUACUCAAUACGAGAAUAAUAUGCUUCACACACAUGCAAUAAUUUGAUUGAAAGGCCUUAAAAUGAAGAUAUGAAAAAAAAUGAUCGUAUUGUCAUAAUAUUUCUCUGUCACAGUGUAUCAUCUAAUGAUCAUUAGAUGUAAAAAUGAUAAUUAUGUAUUUGUUGACAAUGAGAAAAGUGUUAAUGGACGCGUUAAUGUUCUUUCUCUUCACAAAUCAAAUAUUACACAUUUCCGGAACAAUGACUGUAUUUCGCGGAUCGUCGAAAAAAAAUUUUCAAACUUAUUCAUCCCUCAGAAAAUUAAUAUGCAUCUCAGAAGAUGAUGGCAGCGCUCUGGUGUGGAAUGGCAAUUUAAACUGGGAAUAUCACAACAAUAUAUAUAUGCGUAGUAGAUUUUCCAAUCUAAAUGGAGGGAUUCCAUAUUGUGAGAUAAAUUGCAAAAUGAAUGCAGACGAAGACUGUUUAAAAUCAUGGACUCAACAAGAUUGGAGUUUCACGAAUUCUGUCAAAACACCUAUGGGUCCGGUAUUUGAUCAGCGAUGGGAAGAAUUUCAAGAAUAUGUAAGCCAGGAAGAUAGAUAUGAAUUUAUAGAUUUUGAAGAUACUAUCGCAACAAAGAUUUCUAUUUCGAUUCGUGGAUCUAGUGACGCACAUAUAUUGCUUUGCAACAGUAAGAAUUAUUAUAAUGAUUUGUGUUACUGGAUCAUAAUAGGUGGUUGGAACAAUACGUGGUCCGUCAUACGAAAAUGCGCGAUGGGAGUGCCUCUAAUUGGCAACUGGCCCGAAGAUCCAAGCUGCAAGAAAACACAAGUUUCCUUCCAGCAUAUGCCGUUGUCGGCAACUGAAUGGCGAUCGUUUAUCAUUACAUGGAAUUCUAUAACUAGAAAUAUAUCCGUUUAUAACACUGAUAAUAUCAUUAUGACGUAUAAGGACGAGGAAGAACCUAAACUUUCCAAUAUCACAUAUCACUUGUUCAUCAGAAGCAAUGAACGUAUACUGUUUCGAUUUCAUAUAUAUAACUUUUUGCACACGACUAUAGAAAAUGCAAUUCUAACAAGCCCCAUCAUCCAACUCGAUAAUCAAAUGAUAUGUGUGCAAAUGUUAAUUGGUUUAUGUACAGAAUGCGAUGCACAUGUAGUGUUACGGGAGUCCAUAAAUUACUCCGUGUUAGAAAAAAUGGUUAUAAAAGGUUCAUCAAAGGCGGCAAUUCAUGGCUUGCCCAUGUGGCAAUUUGUUCAAAUCCAGAAAAAUCUUGCAACGAUCAAUUAUAAAAACGUAAUAUUCGAAGUGAUUUCUAAACUCAGCACACCUACUUCUAAUCCGUUAUGGGCGAUAGCGAAUGUUCGUCGAUGCCCCACAAAUGACUCUUUGAGAUGGAGUAAUAUAUAUAAUAAAAACGAAAAUCCUGAAACAUUUUGGGCGAAUAUAACAUGUCAAAAAUUAUUUUAUGAUGAUCAUAUCGUCAUAAAACCUAUAUCAAACGCUAAGCCAGACAUAAAAUUUGAUCAUGUAGAUUGCCCUGAAGGAAAAAUUGGACCACAAUGUUUAAUUAAUUGCGGGCUUGAUUUAGAAAAUUACGAUAACUGCAAAGAGACUGCAAUUUGUUAUAAAGAUGGUUGCACAUGCCCUCCGGGAUUUUUAGGAAGCAGGUGUUCUACGUCUUGUGAAUCGCACACAUAUGGUUAUGGCUGCAAGAAAGAAUGUGGCGCAUGUAAUGAAAUCAACGCACGAGCUUCUUGUAAUGCAAUAACUGGAAAGUGUCUUAAUGGAUGCAAAAAUUUGUACAUACCUCCUUUAUGUCAACAAAAAAUAGACAAGCUAAAUGCACCUGAGGUUACUUCUACAAGCACUACGAGUAUUCAAACUAUGAUUCCUAUAACGUGGAAAAAGGAGUAUGAAAAAAUAGCAAUUUUAUAUUCUUGCACUCUUCAAGGACAAAUGAAACAUUACGUUUUCAUACCAUGGGAGAAUGUAUUUCCGAAUACGACACAUUUAAUAGGAUAUUUUGAAAAUUUAGUACCCGGUACUAUUUAUAAAAUUAAUUGCUGUUUAAAUGUUGCGGGAUCUGUUGUAUACAGUGAUUGGCAAAAUGUUGAGACAAAUUGCAAUCCGGUUAAAAGCUUUGAUGUGAAACCCGGAGAAACCAGCAUAAUAAUUGAUUGGCAAAUUAAUGCUGACCAAUUAUAUCCCUGUCCGGCUAAUUGGUAUCAUUUGAUAGUCCGAAAUAUAGAUACUGAUGAACAAAUUCUUAAUGAAUCAUUUAAGUAUUCUUCUUAUAACUUAACACAAUUGACAUCGUACACUCUUUUCAAUGUAACUAUACUUCAUAAAAAUAACGAGCUAUUUUCCAAACAAAUUCGCACACUUGAAGGGGUUCCAUCUAGUGUGUUAGAUCUGAAAAUAAUGAUUUCAUCCAACACACUUAAUCUGAUUUGGAGACCUCCAGAUCAACCUAAUGGAAAAAUAGUGCAAUAUGAAGUAACUUUAAAGAUUAAGGAAUAUUAUGGCUGUAAGGACUUACAAUUACCUACACCAGAUAAUCACAUAAUUACUAAAAUCACAAAAAACACAACAAUUAUAAUUUCGAAUUUACAUUCGUACGCAUCUUAUAGCGUACAGGUCACAGCUCAUAAUUCACGAUAUAACAGCAUGGCUGCCGAAAAAAGCUUUGACACAAAGAUUUCUGAGAUACCAACGGAAGUGUUUAGUCAGCUAAAUGUGGAAGACUGGAUACUAUCGUGGCGUCCACCUGAAGAUUGCACCAUGAUUUCUGGACCAAUUAAGGCUAGAAUAAAAAUACACGGAAUUAGCGACGCUGUUAAAGAUAUGAUCUAUACACCUAAGAAUACUUUAUAUUAUAAGUUCUAUUUAGAUAAUAUAAAACCAAAAUUACACGGUGCUGAACGAUAUCUUGCACAAAUUUACGUAAUAAGAGAUUAUGCGGGCCAGGAAAAUGCUUCCGCUUACCAAGAAUAUGAAUUCGAAACUCCACCAACAGCUCCGCCUAGUGUAAUUAAUCUGGAGGUUAUCGAGAUUGAUACACGCCAAACACCUGCAAUGAUACAUUUAAGAUGGCAGAGACCACGUCCUCCUCUCAACGGAAAAUUGCAUUAUUAUGGCAUUCAAUCAUGCGACCAAUAUAACAAUAAAUAUUGUCCUAUUACGAAAGUCCAAUUGAAUCAAUUUUGUGACUUGUGGGACGAUUACAUAUGUCAAAUGAUACCAAAACCUUUUACAAAUAAUCCAAGUAGGACACUAAUUCAAGUUCUGGCGUACAAUAUGAAUGUUACUGAUCCCAGUCCUCCAGUUUCCGUAACUAAUAAAAUGCUCAAUAAUGCAAUACCAGACGCACCUGAAAAUUUUACUUUUACAAUCAACAAUAAUAGUGUAAUUGAGCUAAAGUGGCAUCAUCCUUGGAGAACAGGUGGUCAUCUGCAAACUUUUUAUAUUUAUAUAGAAGAAAUUUUCUCCAAUCUAAGAAGGGAGAGACUAGCAACACGAUCGCUACAUAGCAAUUUAUACGAAUAUCCAGUGGCACAUUAUAUGCGUAAUUAUAGUAUGCGAUUAUAUUUGUUUCCGUCAACGCAAUACCGGAUUCACAUUAAAGCUGUGACAGUUGCAAAUGUGACCAGCAAGGACAAAUACAAAGAAGUGCAUACACCUUCUACAAUAAGUUUCGACGGUAAUCUGGAUGUCAUAAUCGAUAAGUUACAUUCCAUGAUCUCGUUAAACAUACCGCCUGUUCGAAAUGAUACACACGAUAGUAAGAUGCACAUCAUAGUAAAGGGUCCCUAUGUCUGCGAGCAGCAUUCAGAAGUACCUGAGAAUUUGCGUUCUCGAGCGAACAUAAAAAUGUAUGAUAUCGCUUGGCAAGCUGCUGAGGUUUCUACUAGUGAUUUCGCUGGAAAACUAUUCACGGUCGGUGACAAUCGGAUUUACGGGGGAGCUAGAAACUGUCCAUUGAAAUCUGAAGAAUCAUACGAAAUAGUGAUUAUUGUAAUAGAAAAGAAUUCGUCUAAAGAGCCUAUCAUGCUUGCGAAAUCGAUCCGUAUUGGUGAGAUUCCAUCGAAGCAUCACGAAGCGUGGAUCAUUCCAAUUAUAUUAUUGCUUGUCAUAGUAGGCGCGGCUUUUUAUUUAUAUCAAAGGAAGAAGCAGAAAUUGACUAAACGUCCUAUACAAGACGAAAUGAUCUUGUCGCAGAAUGUCGAAAACUAUGAACACGAAACCAAGUCCGUGAUAUCAAAUUCAAAGCAAGAGCUCUCAACUCCUUCCAGCAGGCAAUCCUUAUCACAACCAAGCACUCCGGAAAUACCACUAAUUGUCGAGAAGAAAGACGAGGAGAUGAAAAAGGAAACGACAUCAUUGACGAAGGUGAAAGAUUUCGAGGAUUACGUUAGAGAGGCGAUACAGUCAGGAUUGCUGGACAAACAAUACGAGACAUUUCCAAGAGGGCAAACUCGACCGUGGGAUUACGGAAAAUUGCCGCAAAAUAAAUCUAAAAAUCGAUAUGGUAAUCUUAUAGCAUAUGACGAAACGCGGGUGAUAUUGAAGAAACUUCCAGAUGAUGAUUACUCUGAUUACAUCAAUGCUAAUUACAUCACUGGCUACAAGCAGAAGAAACAUUAUAUAGCAACGCAAGGACCCAAACCCAGUACAGUUAUUGAUUUUUGGCGCAUGAUUUGGCAAGAAAAUGUUCUUAUUAUUUGCAUGUUGGCAAACGUGAUCGAAAAUGGAAAGAAAAAAUGCGAGCAAUAUUGGCCAGACAUUGGCAAGAAAAAGAAAUAUGGAGACGUUAUUGUGUUGAACGCAAAGCACAAUGUCUUUGCUGAUUAUUGCUUCAGAACUUUUCAAGUCACCUGUGGAGAAGAAACUCGGAAGAUAGAACACCUACAUUAUACGGCCUGGCCGGAUCACGGUGUGCCAUUGUACACACAUUCUAUAGUUACGUAUCUGAAGAAAUUAUUGGCGACACCACCCGGAAAUGGAUCCGUGGUGGUCCAUUGCAGCGCCGGCGUUGGAAGAACCGGUACCAUCAUUCUAUGCGACAUUUGUCUCCAUCGAGCAGCGGCCGAAGGGCUGGUCGACGUAUUUGCUGAAACGGCAUCCAUCAGAAGUGAAAGAGCUAAUAUGGUGGAUAAUAAGCAGCAAUAUCUGUUAGCACAUUUGGCAUUAGUGGAAUGUUUGCUUUCCAUUCCGACCACGUUACCAUGUAACGAUCUGUUACCGGCACGAAUCAAGGAGUUGAAGAAACAACUAAUAGUUCAACAGCAGAGGUUGCAGAACAUUGCGUGGCAGGACGAAGCUCUGCGACAAUUUACUUCUCCACCAUCCUUAUCAGAGAAAAACCGUGCGAAAAACAGAUUUCCAGAACUUAUUUCAGACAAAGUCAGCAGAAUAUAUUUGAAAAGAUAUCCGGCAUCAGACGAAGAUAGCGAUUAUCUAUCUGCUGUUUACGUAGACGGAGUAAAACUUCAGAAUCAGUAUCUAGCCACACAGCUUCCGAUGCCAUCGACGGUUAAUGAUUUCUGGCGAAUGAUUGCGGAGUUUAAAGUGGAACUCAUUCUCAUGUUACAACCACCUGAUCUUCAGGAUCCUACAUGCUGUGUGAUCGCUCCUGCGAGUGGCGAGUUUAAACCAACGCCAUACUUGAACAUUACAGCGAAAGAAGUCAUAGAAUUUGAGUAUUAUACGUCACAGAAAUUACUACUCGUUGACAAUUCGGAGAAACCCUCGAGAGAACAAUAUGUGACUAUAUUAUGUUUAACGGAAUGGAAAUCUGGGAGGGAUCAACCACCACCACCAGUAAUGACGAUGGUGACACUUUGGCAAGCUGCGGAAAGAAUCGCUAGAGGCGAUGGACCGACUGUCACGCUUUGCCAUGACGGAGUAACUGGAUGCGGUCUUUAUUUAGCGUUAAGUUUUCUUCUGGAACGAAUGGCCGUUGAAAGGGAAUGCGACGUUUGUUUGGCGGUACGAGCGGUUAGACGAUCGAGACCAGACUUUGUUCGAUCUUUGGAACAACUGGAAUUUCUAUACGAUGCCGCAGUGACAUAUUUAGAAUAUUUCGAAACUUACGCGAAUUUUUCAUAAAACAGAAAUAAAUCAUCAAUGUGAAAUAAUGAA